AUGGUUAAUGGACGGAGAAUGCCUGUAAUAGAUCGCACAGUGUUGGAGGGUCAGAGUAUAAUGCUGACUUGUGUUCUUAACUGUGCUGUGGAUCUGAACUCCAACCCAGGCUACAUCUGGUUCAAGGACAGACAACAAUUAACUAACACAAGUGAAAAAUCACCUUCUCUGUUUUUGGACCCAAUUCGUAAUGAAGAUAGCGGCAAAUAUUCCUGUGCUAUGAUUGGCUAUGAAAACCUCCCAUCAUCCCCUGUCAAUCUCACAGUCCAAACAAGCCCAAGAAAAACCUGGAACAUCGUGAGCAUGGAUGGAAACCCUGGUGGAGGAUCAAAGAAAGGCAGUGAAGCUACACUGACACAUGGCUGUGAUGUUCAGAGCUCCACAGACCAACACCUGAACAACUGUCAGGCACACAGAGGCAAAAGCAUAUCUACAUUCUCUACCAUGCUGUUAACCUGUGUUAGUGCAGGAUUGGUUGUUUCGAUGAUGGUGACUAUUCUCACCCUCAGAAUGAAGAAGAGGAGCAAUUUUCGUUCAGCCCCUCACACUCCAAGACACAUGAAUGACCCAUAUGUAGCCCUUGAUAUCAGCCAGAUGUCAGUAGAAUAUGACACACUGAACUCAGUGAGACAAUGCCCGACUGCUGAUACAAGCUAUGCUAUUUAUGAGAACUUACCAAAACACGAGUAUGCAACCGGAUGAAAUGAUGUUUAUACACAUGGUAGUCAAUCCAGUGAAAUCUGUGUGAAGUUUAGAUUACUGUAGUUUUUCUCUGUCUGUCAUGUUUUGUGUUUUUUCAAUGUUACUUAAUUUAAUCCU
Sphaeramia orbicularis (orbiculate cardinalfish) is the source of this 819-nucleotide messenger RNA. RefSeq lists its product as uncharacterized. The transcript has a single exon. The record is from RefSeq and is a predicted model, not a curated record. NCBI's taxonomy places the organism in Eukaryota, Metazoa, Chordata, Actinopteri, Kurtiformes, Apogonidae. The coding region runs from base 1 to 702 and encodes 233 amino acids.